Emys orbicularis (European pond turtle) is the source of this 1731-nucleotide messenger RNA. RefSeq names its product squalene epoxidase (gene SQLE). Bases 1 to 1731 code for a protein of 576 amino acids. The transcript is spliced from 11 exons. Gene Ontology annotation, cellular component: endoplasmic reticulum; membrane. The record is from RefSeq and is a predicted model, not a curated record. Gene Ontology annotation, biological process: cholesterol metabolic process; sterol biosynthetic process. Gene Ontology annotation, molecular function: flavin adenine dinucleotide binding; squalene monooxygenase activity. Lineage: Eukaryota; Metazoa; Chordata; Testudines; Emydidae.
AUGUGGACUUUUCUGGGCAUCGCCUCCUUCAUCUAUGUGUAUAAGAAAUGUGGAGACUUGAUGACUUAUGUCAACAAAGAGGUGCUGCUGACUAUGUUGAUGUUUUUCUCUCUUGGUUUGCUCCUGUCUUAUUGGUAUCGUUCUGGGUGGCUAAAACAACAGCAGUGGGGGCAGCAGAAACAGUCCCACUUUGGGAUGCUCUGUAGUGCUCUCUCAGCUUUGCCACUCAUUGGUUUUUUCUGGGCCAAAUCCACCCCUGGAUCUCCACAGGCAGAGCAACCCAAAUCCAGAAAGGUAAGUUCAGGUAAAAGAGAGGUAAACUCAAACACUGUGACAGAGACUGCUACAAAUACAAUAUUAGCUCCUCAGUCUGAUCCAGAGGUUAUCAUCGUGGGUUCAGGUGUACUAGGUUCUGCUUUGGCUGCAGUGCUGUCACGGGACGGAAGAAAUGUGACAGUAGUAGAGAGGGAUCUGAAGGAACCUGACAGGAUAGUUGGAGAAUUGUUACAACCUGGAGGAUAUAAUGCUCUUAAAGAACUGGGUCUUGAAGAUUCAGUGGAAGGUCUUGAUGCUCACAUAGUAAAUGGUUACAUAAUUCAUGAUCUAGCGAGCAAGUCAGAGGUUGAAAUUCCUUAUCCAAACUCUGCAGAUGGUCUGGUGCAGAGUGGAAGAGCAUUUCAUCAUGGGCGCUUCAUCAUGGGUCUCCGAAGGGCAGCCAUGGCAGAACCCAACACAAAAUUCAUUGAAGGGACUGUGUUACAACUGCUCGAGGAAGAUGACUGUGUGGUGGGUGUUCAGUACAAGGAUAAAGAAACUGGAGAUAUUAAGGAAUUACAUGCACCUCUGACUGUUGUUGCUGAUGGACUUUUCUCCAAGUUUAGGAAAAAAUUGGUUUCCAACAAAGUUUCUGUUUCAUCCCAUUUUGUUGGCUGCAUUUUGAAAGACUCACCACAGUUUAAAGCCAAUCAUGCUGAACUUGUUUUAGCUAAUCCUAGUCCAGUCCUUAUCUACCAGAUUUCUUCAAAUGAGACUCGAGUACUUGUUGAUAUUCGAGGGGAAAUGCCAAAAAACAUCAAAGAAUACAUGACUGAGAAAAUUUAUCCACAACUACCUGAGCACCUAAAGGAACCGUUCCUAAUAGCAGUUCAAAAUGAUCGUUUGAGGACCAUGCCAGCAAGCUUCCUACCUCCAUCACCUGUUAACAAACAAGGCGUUCUUCUUUUGGGAGAUGCAUAUAAUAUGAGGCACCCUCUGACAGGUGGAGGAAUGAGUGUUGUUUUGAAUGAUAUUAAAAUAUGGAGAAGCUUGCUCCAGGAUAUUCCAGAUCUUUAUGAGGAUUCUGCUAUUCUUCAGGCAAAAAAGACAUUUUACUGGUCAAGAAAAAAGUCUCAUUCUUUUGUAGUGAAUGUUCUUGCUCAGGCCCUUUAUGAACUGUUUGCUGCCAGAGAUGAUUCCUUGCAUCAGCUAAGGCAAGCAUGUUUCCAUUACUUCAAACUUGGGGGAGAGUGUGUUUCGGGUCCAGUUGGAUUGCUAUCUGUCUUAUCUCCUAAACCAAUGGUACUGAUUGGCCACUUCUUUGCUGUUGCGCUAUAUGCUGUUUAUUUUUGCUUUAAAUCAGAGUCCUGGGUCAUGAAGCCACGCGCAUUUUUCAGUAGCGGUGCUGUACUUUACCGGGCUUGCUCUGUAAUAUUUCCACUCAUUUGCUCUGAAAUGAAGUAUAUAAUCUAUUAA